This is a messenger RNA of Tachysurus vachellii, 2322 nucleotides long. It is a transcript of the gene nasp, whose product is annotated as nuclear autoantigenic sperm protein (histone-binding). The transcript is spliced from 15 exons. Gene Ontology annotation, cellular component: nucleoplasm. Gene Ontology annotation, molecular function: histone binding. Gene Ontology annotation, biological process: CENP-A containing chromatin assembly; DNA replication-dependent chromatin assembly. Bases 130 to 2205 code for a protein of 691 amino acids. The record is from RefSeq and is a predicted model, not a curated record. Lineage: Eukaryota; Metazoa; Chordata; Actinopteri; Siluriformes; Bagridae.
UACACAGCGUUUGUAUUUAAAGGCGCCAAGCGGAUUCGCUUCACAAUCAGCCGUGCGCGAGCCUGCCAUUUUUUCUUUCCCUGGGCUAUUUGGUGUACUUUAAGUUGUCGGUUAACGCGCACACUGGACAUGCCGGAGGAAACCGAUGUUGCUGCUUCUUCGUCCACAAAAGCUGUGGAGGAGAAGCCUUGCUCAUCGAGUGCUGCAGAGAGCUCUGUAGAUGUGUUUGAAGAGGCGAAGAAGCUGAUUGGCACUGGAAACAGGCACCUGGUCAUGAAAGAUGUUGUAUCUGCAGUCAGUGUGUUUCAGGAGGCCUGUGCCAUGCUAGCUGAGAAAUACGGCGACACCGCUGAUGAAUGCGGAGAGGCAUUCUUCUUGUGUGGGAAGUCCUUGCUGGAGCUUGCCAGGAUGGAGAACUCUGUCUUGGGUAAUGCUUUGGAGGGAGUCCCGGAGGAAUCCUCAGAGGAGGGCGAGAAGCACAAUGACUCGAAGAUUGAGAGUGCAGAUAACUUGGAUGAGAAAACCAGAGAUGAGCUCCGUGAACAGGUUUAUGAAGCUAUGUCUGAGAAGAGUGAUUCUCAGGAAGGGGAGCCAAAAGUGGGUAAAGAGCAAGAAGUCAAGGAAGAACGGAUGGAAGAGGCUGGGGCACCGUCUGAAAAUCGCGAGGAGGCUGAGGCACCGUCUGAAAAUCGCGAGGAGGCUGAGGCACCGUCUGAAAAUCGCGAGGAGGCUGAGGCACCGUCUGAAAAUCGCGAGGAGGCUGAGGCACCGUCUGAAAAUCGCGAGGAGGCUGAGGCACCGUCUGAAAAUCGCGAGGAGGCUGGGGCACCGUCUGAAAAUCGCGAGGAGGCUGGGGCACCGUCUGAAAAUCGCGAGGAGGCUGAGGCACCGUCUGAAAAUCGCGAGGAGGCUGAGGCACCGUCUGAAAAUCGCGAGGCGGCUGGGGCACCGUCUGAAAAUCGCGAGGCGGCUGGGGCACCGUCUGAAAAUCGCGAGGCGGCUGGGGCACCGUCUGAAAAUCGCGAGGCGGCUGGGGCACCGUCUGAAAAUCGCGAGGCGGCUGGGGCACCGUCUGAAAAUCGCGAGGAGGCUGAGGCACCGGCUGAAAAUCGUGAGGAGGCUGAGGCACCGGCUGAAAAUCAAGAGUCUACAGAAAAUCUUAAAAGUGAAGUGCAGACUUCUGGAAGUAUUAAAGAGUUGGAUAACGCUGUCUCCUCAAAACAAGAAGGUCCUGAGUUUACAAGAGAGGCAAAGGAGGAUACUGAGAAAAAUGAAGAUCAGGGAGAAAAUGAAGAACAGCCAGAGCCUAUGGAGGAAGAUGCUGGAGAUGCUGAAGAUGAUGACGAUGAUGAUGAGGAAGCAGAUGAAAAUGCAGAGGAUAAGGAGGGUGAGGAGGAGGAGGAUGUUGGAAAUCUUCAGUUAGCAUGGGAGAUGUUGGAAGUGGCGAAAGUGAUUUACAAACGAAAGGAAAGCAAAGAGGACCAACUAAUGGCUGCACAGAUUUUCUUGAAACUUGGUGAAGUUGGCGUGGAAUCUGGAAACUACAGCCAGGCCUUAGAUGACUUUCAGGAGUGCUUAGCCAUACAGCUAAAGCAUCUUCCUCCUCACAGUCGUCUGCUGGCAGAGACUCAUUACCAAUUGGGCAUGACCUUCAAUUAUACAGGCCAAUACAACCAGGCCAUCCAACACUUCAGCAGUUCAAUCAAAGUCAUAGAGAGUCGCCUGGCCAUGCUUCAAGAAAUAAUUGACAAAACAGAAGGUGCUGAAGGAGCAGCAGAGGAAAAGCGUGAACUAGAGGAACUGAAGGAGCUUUUGCCAGAAAUUGUUGAAAAGGUGGAAGAUGCAAAGGAAAGCCAGAGGACUGCUCCUGCAGCAACAGAAGCGAUUCAACAGACCCUGGGAGGGGCAUCUACAUCCUCAGGAUUUGCAACUGAAAAUGGUGCUUCAUCUACAGCUGCCCUGAUUGCGGUUAAGCCUGCUGAUGGUGCGUCCUCUUCAAAAUCCGCAUCAGAUAUUUCUCAUCUCGUCCGUAAAAAGAGGAAACCAGAAGACGAGAGCCCAAAAAAGGACAGUGAUGCUAAAAAGGUCAAACAGGAGACUACAGUUAAUGGCAGCGCCGACUCUGCCAGCAACAGCAAUGGAGUCCAGGAGAAAAUGGAGCAGGAGGCUGUGAAUUCUUCUACCUCUGCAGAAGCCACGGCGUGACGGGUAUAUUCUAAAAUGCCCAGUGAUCUUCCAACCAGCACAGCAUGCCUGCCUCAACAGCAUUUUGUUUUUUAUAAAUAGGUUUUUUUUUUUGUUUUUUUCCCCCCCGCCUUCUUU